Trichoderma aggressivum f. europaeum is the source of this 681-nucleotide messenger RNA. RefSeq lists its product as uncharacterized. The transcript has a single exon. The record is from RefSeq and is a predicted model, not a curated record. Gene Ontology annotation, molecular function: alkylmercury lyase activity. Bases 1 to 681 code for a protein of 226 amino acids. NCBI's taxonomy places the organism in Eukaryota, Fungi, Ascomycota, Sordariomycetes, Hypocreales, Hypocreaceae.
AUGGAUCACUCCAGCUUGCACGAGUUCAUCAUCUCCUCUUUUCUCGAGAACCAACGUGCUCCCACCGUCAACGACAUCGCCACCCGCUUCGAAAGCGAUGCAGCUACGACGAGGCACGGCCUUCAAGCCCUGGCAGAAUACCAUGGGGUCGUGCUACACCCCAAAUCCGACGAGGUGUGGGUUUGCCAUCCCUUCUCCGCAGCACCCACGACCUGCAUCGUAUCCUCGGGGGAUCGCAAAUGGUGGGGAAACUGUGCCUGGUGCUCAUUCGGCGCGAUGCACCUCGCAGGCGGAACCUCGACUUUGACGACGCGGACUGGCGCCAUCGGCGACGAAGUGACAAUCACAGCUCGGGACGGACAGCUGGUGGACACGGACGAUUUCGUGAUUCACUUUCCAGUGCCCAUGACCAACGUCUGGGACAAUGUGAUUUACACCUGCUCGGUCCAGCUGCUGUUUCGCAACGAGGCCGAGGUGGACGAAUGGUGUGUUGCGAGAGGGAUCGCAAAGGGAGACGUGCGUCCGAUCAAGCAGGUCUGGGACUUUGCGAGGGAGUGGUACGGCCGCCACGCCGACGCAAACUGGAAGAAGUGGACUGUGCGCGACGCCGUCGAGAUCUUUGGCCGUCACAAACUGACUGGGCCAACGUGGAAUAUCGGAGACGAGGCAGGGCGGUUCUGA